This is a messenger RNA of Elephantulus edwardii (Cape elephant shrew), 2550 nucleotides long. RefSeq names its product A kinase (PRKA) anchor protein 3 (gene AKAP3). Gene Ontology annotation, cellular component: cytoplasm; sperm principal piece. The record is from RefSeq and is a predicted model, not a curated record. Bases 1 to 2550 code for a protein of 849 amino acids. Gene Ontology annotation, biological process: intracellular protein localization. Gene Ontology annotation, molecular function: protein kinase A binding. Lineage: Eukaryota; Metazoa; Chordata; Mammalia; Macroscelidea; Macroscelididae. The transcript has 3 exons.
AUGUCAGAUAAGGUUGACUGGUUACAAAGCCAAAAUGGAGUAUGCAAAGUUGAUGUUUAUUCUCCUGAAGAUGGUCAACGUCAGGAUUGGAAAAAGGAAAUCCCAACUGAUCCCAUCCGAGUGCUCAGCUGGCUCCGCAGAGACCUGGAACAAAGUACAGUAGAGUUCCAAGAUGCUAAGUUUAAGCCUGGAGAAUCAUCACUUGGUGGAGAAAUGACCAACUUAGCAAACCCUUGCAAGGGUUUCUCUGUGGACUAUUACAACACCACCAACAGGGGCUCUCCAGGAAGAAUACAUUUUGAGGUAGCCCAUAAAGAGAAUCUUCCUUCGGGCCCCGCUUGUAAUGAGAGUUCAAUAGACGAAGUUUCCUUCUAUGCUAACCGCCUCACAAAUCUAGUCAUAGCCAUGGCCCGAAAGGAGAUCAAUGAGAAGAUUGAUGGCUCUGAAAACAAAUGUGUCCAUCAGUCCCUAUACAUGGGUGAAGAACCCACACCCAACAGAAGCCUGAGCAAGAUGGCAUCAGAUCUGGUAAAUGAAACUGUCACUGUGUGUUCCAAAAAUGUUAUUCCAGACAAGACUCCUGGCUCUGGAGACAGAGCUUCAGAAUUACCCAGGAUUUCUCCAACUGUGAAAUACCAGAGCAUUUUGAAGUUCAAGGAAAGAACCAAGGAAGGCAAGAAUCCAGAGGACAAGCCUGCUUCUAAGAAGUCUUUCUUUUAUAAGGAAGUAUUUGAAUCUCGUAAUGCAGGUGAUGCCAAGGAGGGUGGAAGGUCUUUACCUAGGGAGAGGAAGAUAUUCAGAGGUCUAGAAAGACCUGAUGAUUUCACAGCUUCCGUUAGCCAAGGCAUCAUGACCUAUGCUAACAGUGUGGUGUCUGAUAUGAUGGCUUCUAUCAUGAAGACGCUGAGGAUCCAAGUAAAAGAUACAACCAUUGCCACCAUUCUUCUGAAGAAAGUCCUUAUCAAACAUGCAAAAGAUGUGGUCUCAGAUCUCAUUGACUCCUUCAUGAGGAACCUCCACAAUGUUACAGGGACUCUUAUGACUGAUACAGACUUUGUCUCGGCUGUCAAAAGGAGUGUCUUCUGUCAUGGAAGCCAGAAGGCCACAGAUAUCAUGGAUGCCAUGAUGAACAAGCUAUACAGUGUGAUGUUUCCCAAGAAUGUCCCCGAGAAUUUCAGGAAAGUCAAGGACAAGGCUGGGAAUUAUUCCCUUGUCUCCAUGAAGGGAAUGGGUGACCCAAGACACCGGAAUGUAAACUAUGCAACGAUGAAAUCCGAAGCUAAAUUCAGGGAACAAGUGUGCCCCACUGAACCCAAGCCAGAGAAGUCUUGUGCUGAAACUCUGGGUGAACACAUUAUCAAAGAGGGACUAAGCCUGUGGCAUAAAACUCAGCACAAAGAAUGUAAAUCUCCAGGUUUCCAGCGUGCGGCAUUUGCAGCUCCUAACAAACAAUAUAAGCCUGCACCAGACAUUCCUAUGGAAUACACGCAGGAGCCUUGCAACAGUCCUUGCCCACAGAAGCUUGAGAACUUUAUGUAUGAUUCAGACUCCUGGGCCAAAGACCUGAUUGUAUCUGCCCUACUUUUGAUACAAUACCACUUAGCUCAGGGAGGAAGAAUGGAUGCACAGAGCUUCCUAGAAGCCGCUGGCAGCUCCAACCUGCCUGCUACGAAGCCCCCUGUAACUCCUGAUGAGUCCAGCUUUAAGUUUGCUCAUCUUAUAGGAGGUGACCAAGAAGAAGCAGAAAAGAAAGAUUUAAUGAGCAUUUUCUUCAAUUUUAUCCGGAAUUUACUCGGUGAGACCAUUUUCAAGAAUGAUCGGAGCUGUGAAUCCAAGACGCCAGAAUAUCUAGCCAAGGAAGACAGUCAUCCUGGUGAAAGACCUGCGACCGCAUCUUCCACCAAAGCAUGUGAGGUUGAAGAGACCGGAGGUGUCUUAGCUGGACUCACCAAGAUGGUUGCCAACCAACUGGAGGGCCAUAUGAAUGGGCAGAUGAUAGAACAUUUGAUGGACUCAGUGAUGAAGCUGUGUCUUAUUAUUGCAAAGUCCUGUGACUCUCCCUUGGCAGAACUGGGAGAUGAUAAGUGUGGGGAUGCCAGCAGACAAACAUCAGCUUUCCCAGACAGUUUAUAUGAGUGUCGACCAGGCAAGGGCACAGGCACGGCAGAGAUUCUCCUGCAGAAUGCCUAUCAAGCCAUCCAGAAUGAACUGAGGGGCAUCUCACAACACUGCCCUGAAGGAUGUGCAGCCCCAAAGGUGAUUGUUAACAAUCACAAUCUAACGGAUACAGUUCAGAACAAACAACUCCAAGCAGUCCUUCAAUGGGUAGCAGCAUCUGAGCUCAACGUUCCUAUAUUGUACUUUGCUGGUGAUGACGAAGGCAUCCAAGAGAAGCUGCUUCAGCUCUCGGCUACCGCUGUAGACAAAGGGCGCAGCGUCGGUGAGGUCCUGCAGUCGGUACUGCGCUAUGAGAAGGAGCGACAGCUGGACGAGGCGGUGGGGAACGUGACUCGGCUGCAGCUGCUGGACUGGCUGAUGGUGAAUCUGUAA